UUGAAAUGCUCUACGUGCGGGAAAAACUACAAGAGACGAGCCUGGUACAUUAAACAUCUAAAAACACAUAAUGGGGUUGAAGCACGACAAUCGUCGGUAAGAUCUACAACAUUCACUUCGGAUAGAGUUGACCCUCAUGUAUCCCAUGGUGAACCAUUAACUGGAAACCACCAGGAGUCCAUUAACAUCAGGACACGUCUUAGCAUUCCUAAUCUAAAAGAAUCGACUUGGAAAGUUCACGACGACAACUUAGCGGUCCUGUUAGAGCAUCCGGGCUCGAAGCAGGAAUUGAACUCGCAGGUAGAAACUUUCCAAAAUACCGUUUAUGACUACUUUAGCGAGCAAUAUCCACCACGUAAUCGUUAUGCUCGCAAAAAUAAAGACAAUUCGUUCAAAUUAAAAAUGCGGAAGAAAAAACGGGAAUUAAUAAAAAAUCUACGUAUAGCCAAAGCUCUAGGCGACAAUCACCUUAGUCAUCAACUAGCUAGGGCGUUAAGGUCAAUCCUUAAAUUAAUCCAAGGAAUAUCGGCGCAAACUGCAGAAUAUCGCGAUAAUUUUGACCGGGCAAAACAAGAAGUAGAUUUCGAUAAAAACCCUUUUGAGUAUUCGAAAACCAUUUUUAAGAAAGAACGCGGACAGCUUCUCUUGACCAACGAUCAAAUUUACGACCAUUUUAAGAGCACAUACGAAGUGCCUAAAAGUUUAAGACGGUAUAGGGAUCCAAACGAUCAAAAACCUGAAUUUCCUCGAAUCGAAUUCCACGGCAUUCCACCAACGCUAGAGGAACUAAGUAGUCAGAUCAAGAGGAAGUCGUCUAAAUCUGCACCGGGACCCGAUGGUAUCCCAUAUAUAGUCUUUAAAAAAUGUGCAUCGGUUCGUAAACACCUCCUAAAUAUAUACGGUAAAAUCUGGUCAAGGAAGCAAAUCCCGGAGUGCUUCGGGAAAGCAAUUUUUGUCCUCAUUCCCAAAAAAGAUCGAGUUACUGAUCCGAAAGAUACUAGACCGAUAGCUUUAACAAAUACUAUAUCGAAAAUCUUUUUCUCGGUUCUACAAACGAGAAUGACGCGAUUCAUGCUCAGCAACAACUAUUUUAGGCCAAAUCACCAGAAAGGGUUUUUACCCGGGAUUUCUGGAUGCUUAGAACACAACACCUUGCUGUCGGAGAGUUUAAAAGAUGCUAGAAAAAGCGAGCGGCAAAUCACUGUUUGUUGGAUAGACUUGGAGAACGCGUUCGGGUCGAUACAACACGAAUUGAUGCUAUUCGCGCUUAGAUGGUACAACUUUCCACCCCUAGUUAGAGAUAUGAUCGCGUCGUAUUACUCAAAAUUAAGGUUUUCUAUAAUAACUAAAGAAGGCCCUUCAAAAAGUUUGAGUUAUAAUGUAGGACUGUUUCAAGGUUGUUGUCUAUCUCCAAUUGCGUUUAAUAUCGUAAUUAACAUCUUAGUAGACAAAUUAAUCUGUAACGAGAAAAAAUGGGGUUAUCGGUUUAAGUUUAAUAAUAAAUACACGGAAUCCAUUUUAGCCUUCGCUGACGAUCUCGCAAUACUGACACGUAACCCCAAACACUGUCAGGUACUAUUGGAUGAAGUGGAUAAAUUCUGUGAGUGGACGGAUGGAUUGAGGACAAAACCCAGUAAAUGUCACUGUCUGUGUCUUGGUAGGCGGAAUACAAGAUACACCUCAUACGAUCCGGGACUAUCGUUAGGCGGUCAAUGCAUUUCUACGGUUACGGAAAAUGCACCAUUUAAAUUUCUCGGUCGUAAGAUAGAUAAUAUAGGCCGUACUCCAUCUUUAGAAGGAAUAGUAGAUAGCUUUUUGAACGAUCUUAACAAGUUAGAUGCAGGCGUCAUAAAGAUGUUGAAGUUGUGGCUCGGGCUCGCUCUAACGGCUGAUUCAUCGGCGUUAUUUAGGGGAAGCAAUAGUUUUGGGAUGAGUCUAAAAAGGCCAUCGGAGCUCUAUAAACACCUAAGAGUUUCCAAGAGAUAUAUCCUGGGGAAAUCCCAUGAUGACAUAGUGACAUCGCUCCCAAAAGAUGAAGAUGCCCCCGAGCUAGAGUCACGACUUCAAUUCCAUAAGCAAUUUAUGAUAGGAGCGCAAAGUAACAGAGCGGGUUUAGGAUCAAAUAGGAAAGUCCAAGAUGCGGAUAUAUUGAAGUCUUUUAUUCGGCAAGACGAGAAUGAUAAAUAUAAGAUCCAUGCAAUGAAUUUAGAAAUGCAGAACGAGUGGUUAGACAUAGGAGAUUUUUGCAUCCCAUUAGCAUUAAAAUGGCGCACUUUAAUUUAUGAUUGGUCGCCAGCAUUGCUAAAAUUCUAUCUCAAUGCGUUCCAGAUGACUCUCCCAGAUCAGAGUAAUUUAGUAAGAUGGGGUAAAAGUACCGAAAAAACUUGCUAUAUCUGUGGAAAGGCAGUUGGAACUGCUAAGCAUCUGCUGGUGGGAUGUAAGGUACUCCUUGACAGCGGUCAAUACUCGCGUCGUCACGAUAGGGUUCUAGAAGUCAUACGUGAAGCGGUUAGUCUUUCGGUAGCCAGAGCGCAAAAGGGAAUAACCACAAACGAACGAUCAGUAGGUUUUGUGAGAGAAGGCUCUAGGGCUACAAAAUCAAACGUCAAGCCUUACUCCAUCCUUAAAGCGGCGUCGGAUUGGACUAUAAUGAUGGACACGUAUGAAAAACAAUAUAAAAUCCCCGAGGAUAUUUGUGCGUCGGCCUCCAGACCGGAUAUAUUUUUGUUUUCGCGAAUUUUAAAGCGCGUAGUGAUGAUAGAGCUUACGGUCCCUUGGGAAACCAACAUCCCCAAAGACCAUACCAUCAAGGUCAACAAAUAUUACGAGCUCACAAACGAACUCACUCGAAAUAGGUUCGUAGUAGAUUUGUACGCGGUAGAGGUGGGAGCGAGAGGUAUAACAGCGAAAUCUCUCUAUAACCUACUAAAGGACUUGGGCUUGUCCAGAACUCACAUUAAUGCAUUCUUGGAACGUACAUCGAAGGCAGCCCUAGUAGGUUCUUUUCAAAUUUGGUUAGGUAGGGAGAGGAGCUUGGACAGUGGAGGUGAGCGUAUAACGCGCGUUAGUUAA
This is a messenger RNA of Danaus chrysippus (African queen), 3072 nucleotides long. Lineage: Eukaryota; Metazoa; Arthropoda; Insecta; Lepidoptera; Nymphalidae. The record is from the annotation of a GenBank genome assembly.